Prorocentrum cordatum is the source of this 4613-nucleotide messenger RNA. The record is from the annotation of a GenBank genome assembly. Lineage: Eukaryota; Dinophyceae; Prorocentrales; Prorocentraceae.
GCCAAGCAGCCACGGAGAAGGCCAAGAAGCCGAACAAGCGAGGAGGCAGGUCGGCGGACACGCGUCAGCACCGCGAGCUCCGAGGGACCGCCUUUAGGAAGCUCAAGGCGUGCGGCAGCAGAGCGCAGCUCACGCAGGAGGAGCGAGCAGCGGUGACGAGGCAGCUGAGAAGCGACAUCGAGAGGCUGACGACGGAGAGUCAGAACAUGAGACAGGAACUUCAGAACAGAGACGUGACGAUCGCAGAGAUGCGAGGUCAGCUUCAAGCUCAGCAACAGGCUCAGCAGCAGCGGGUAGCCCCGCGCGGCGAGAUGAUGGAUCCGAAGAUUCUUCACAAGGUGAAGCCGUUCGACGGCCACAGGGCGAGUUGGAAGACGUUCAGUUUCCAGUACAGAGCGUACCUGAUCGCCCAGGAUCGAAGGUACCGAGAUCUUCUGGAAAGGUGCGAGGACGGAGCCCAGGAGGUGGACAACGUCAACCUGGACGCGCAGGAGGAAGAGCUAAGCACGCAGUUGUACUACGGCCUGGUCCUGGCGAUGCCCGAGGACUCAGUAGGCGAGCUGAUCGUGAGGAACAGCCCAGUAGGAGAAGGAGCCGAGUGUUGGAGGAAACUUCAGAAGGAGUACAACCCGAGCGAGGCAGGAAACGUGCUGGCGAUGUGGACCAAGCUCACGGACACGAAGUUCGACGCCAAAGAAGACGUGAUGGUGAGCAUCAGCAAGCUGGACGAGGACAUGACAAGGUACCAGAAGAUGGCAGGAGAACCAGUCUCGGACCUGAUCAAGCGAGGCAUCCUUACAAAGGCGCUGAAGGAUCACGACGAGCUGCAGAAGCACGUGUUUCGGAACAGCAGUCGGCUAAGUACGUACGAGCUCCUGAGAGCCGAGGUGGUGUCGGCGUUGAUGGCAGAGCGAGCGGUUCAGGACGACCCGAUGGAGAUAGGCGCGCUGAAGGGCGGAAAGAGACCGUGGAAAGGCCGCGGCAAAGGGAAAGACGGCAAGGGCAAGGAGAGGCCACCGAAUCCCGACGCCGAGAUCGAGUGCCACUACUGUCACAAGAAGGGCCACCGCAGCGCAAACUGCCGAAAGCGGAUCGCCGACGAGAAGAAUACAUCCGAGAAGGACAAGAAGGACAAGAAGCAGCUCCGUCUCAAGAAGCGCAGCCACACGAUCGACUGGAAGUACUGCUUGCCUAGCUACCACCAAUAUGUCUGCUGCUCUUGCAAGAAGACCUUUGAAGGAUGGCGAUGGCACUUCGAUCAGUGGAAGCUGGACUACUGUGCCGCGUGUGCCGAGUACUGCCUGGACAACUGGUUCAAGGACGAGGAAGAGCCAGACGACAACGAGAAGCAUGUCACCGUCGCUGGUCUUCGGCCCGUGGAUGAAGAUCAGAGCCCUGCAGAUGACCGAUUGCGGUUAGCCCCGCUUCGGAAUGCGAUCAUGCUCGACUCAGGUGCGCAGAUCAGUGCGAUACCGAGAUCACAGGUGACCAAGCAUAACUACACGCCGACGGACAGCAACGUUGUCGGCUUGAAGGGCAUAGGAGGCGAGGAGAUCGAGAGGUACGGCCACGUGGUCACUGGAUCAUCAACGGUACCGUCGAGCCACCUGACGGAGCUGAGUUCGUACCUCUACGGCGUCACCAAGGAACCAGCUGAUGAGAACAAGAUCCCGAAGGUCAUGUUCGACAUCUUUUACGUAGGGACGGACCAGCUGGCUGCGAAGUACAAGCUUAAAGGAGGUUACUUCAGCAUCAGGGAGAAGAUGUCGGUCACGAAGGCCGAGCUAGACCAAGCGGUCUCUGUCUUGAAUGUUAUCGACUGUAAGAUCUUGGCUCAGGCGACGUUGUACGCGAACAAGGAGACGGAUGACUACAAGGUGUCCUUCCUGCUAGGCGUGCUGGAAGCUUGGGGCCACACAACAGUCAUACUUCAGACAGACCAGGAGCCUGCCACCAUGGCUCUGGCGCAGGCAGUUCGAGAUCGCAGAUCACACUCAACCUUGGUGCGGGGAUCACCGCCCUUUUCCAAGCAAAGUGCAGGCUACGCUGAAGGAGCUAACAAGCUAGCAGCUGGUCUACUUCGAGCCUACAAGCUGAAGCUGGAGCACAAGCUGGGCUGUGAGAUCAAGAUGACGGAUCCGAUCGUGCCAUGGCUUGUGAACUCAGUGGGGUGGAUGAUUACCAGAUUCCAGCCUCGCAGUCACGGAGGUUCCUCCUACAAGAUGCUCUACGGCAAAGAGUACAACGGCGAGAUUGCGGAGAUGGGUGAGCAGGUCUGGUAUCGGAUCUCAGCCAGAGUUGCCGCGGGACGUGGCAAAUGGGAAGCCCGCUUCGCAAAAGGAAUCUGGGUUGGUAAGAGUGAGCUGGACGAUACACAUCUCGUGAUCGAUCCUGAACGUGGAGUGCAGAAGGUCAGAACGGUGCGAAGGAUGCCUGAGGAGUUCAGAUGGCAGCCCGAGCUCAUCCAGCACAUCAGGGUGACGCCCUGGAAGCAGACGCCCGACAAGAGUUCAGGAACGAUCGGACGCAGCAUGUACAUCACGGAGCGCAUGAUCGAUGCUCAUGGUCCUACUGACGAGUGCAGGAAGUGCAGUACAGGAUACGGUUCGCAUUCGGCAGCCUGCCGACAGCGUUUCGAGACCAUUCAGGCCGACUUGCUGCGCGAGAAGUUGGCAAAGGACCCUGUGGCCCCUGAGGUGCAGACAGCCAUGGACACGGAGAGUGGCGAGCUCAGGAGCCACUUCGGAGAUCCUGAGGAUCAGCAGGUGGAGCAGAUGGUUGAGGUGAGCGCCGAGCUGCAUGAGAAAGACCAGUGGAGCCCAAAGACGAUACACUACGAUUACUAUACUGGAGAGCCUCUGGAUGAGGACCUGUAUCAGAAGGGUCGCGACGACGAGCUGCAGGCCAUGAAAGACUACGGGGUCUACGUGGAAGUGGCGACAUCGACGGCGACUGACGGCAAGCACAUUGGAGGUUUCCCGAUAGCCCACAUGAAAGAAGGAAAGGUCAGGUGGAGGUUCGUAGCAACCGAGGUGAACAAGUACGAGGUCAGGGAGGACAACCACCAAGGCACGCCCCCGCUCAUGAUUGUCAGAGCGACGCUGAGCCGUGCCGCUUCAAGUCCAACUUCCAGCGGGCAGCACCUGCGGAAGAUACAAGUCUGGGACGUCAGGAAGGCUUUCUUCAACGCUGACUUAGACGAGACGAUCUACGUGCAUCCUGGGAGAGAGCUGUGUCCGCCUGGAAGGUGCUGGUGGUUACGCAAGGCCAUGAACGGUACCAGGAAGGCGUCGCAGAUGUGGGGUGAGCUUGUGAGAACUACUAUGGACGACGGCCAUUGGGAAUGCUUGGUUGGAACUCCUAACGUGUUCUACUUACCUGCUAGCCCCAACACAGCCCCCUUCGACGAGGAUAGCACAGCGAUCUGCCAUGGCGAUGACUUUCUUGCUGAAGGCUACGACGAGCAGCUGGACGAGCUGGACGAGUUGUUGAAGCAGCAGUUUGAGGUCACGGCCAGCGCCAGACUUGGACCAGGAGCGGUGGGGCAGACUACAUACCUCAAGAGGACGAUCGGCUACACCGACAAGUUGCCAGGUUGCGAGGAGCCAGGUUUCUUCUGGACUGCCGAUCCCAAGCAUGUGGACUUCAUGAUCAAGUGGACGCAGAAGCGAGGACUUCAGUGUAAGACUUACCUGAUCGAGACCCAGAGGCCCUGCAACCUGAAGAUCUAUAGUGACAGCACAGCUGGACGUGGCAUGUGCAGCCGAGUUGGGGUGGGCAAGGUCAGGCAUCUGGAGCUGAGGUACUUGUGGAUUCAGGAGCGGUUGCGUCUCAAGGCGUUCGAGCUUCACAAGGAGGACACCAGCAAGAUGACAGCCGACAUGCUCACGAAGUACAGCGAGUGGCCGACAAUCGAGAAGCAUUGCACCACUCUCAACCUCAGGUUCGGAAAGCAGAUGACGGGCUUGAGCGCAAUGGCAGUUUUCACGGAGGUCGUGACGAAGGCGUCAGGCGAGAAGGUGACAGUGUACGGAGGAUCUGACGAGGUUGCGGUUUGCCCCGCGCCUGUCAGCCACUAUGUGGAGAGCGAGGAGUUCAGGUUCUACUUGAUGUUGGGACUUGUUAUGGUGACUGCAGCGAGUACUUUCUUAUUGGGGUGCUGGUGUGGUUGCUACUUCAAGAACUUCUACGACAAGUUCUUCCUCCAGGGUGCGGUUAGCCCCGCCUCUGGAAGCACUUGCCCACCAUCUGCGCGGGCUGACGUCGAGUUCAAGACCGUGUGUGCACAGCAGGACAAAGGUGCAAGGCACAAGCUCUUAAACACGUUUCUUGUGGCUGAGCUGCGAGCUGUCUUGAAGGCCAAGAGCCUGGCCGUGUCAGGGAUCAAAGAAGACCUGGUCACGAGGAUGAUCAAGCACGGAGGUGUUCUGUCGGAUCGCCAGGCCAAGGAGAUCGAGCAGCUGCGGGUGAUGGCUACAGCGCAUGGACCUCUUGCCAAGCUUAGCUUGCAGGACAUCAGCAGUCCAGAGGCUGCGCAGAAGUGGAUCGAGACGUUCAAGGGCGAGUGCCGAGACCGUUCCAGAGGCUCUCAGGUGAUCCACGGAGAGGGCUAG